Molecule: messenger RNA, 6951 nt
Organism: Oncorhynchus tshawytscha (Chinook salmon)
Lineage: Eukaryota; Metazoa; Chordata; Actinopteri; Salmoniformes; Salmonidae
Product: collagen alpha-2(VIII) chain
Exons: 3
Coding region: 666-2729 (687 amino acids)
Molecular function (GO): protein binding
Source: RefSeq, a predicted model, not a curated record
UUGGACUUGCGAGGUGCACAGGCCCUGGUUAUAAGCUGUGGAUGUGGGACUGUACAAGCUGAAGUCACUGCACUUACCUCUCAGCCAAGCCAACUAGAAUACCCUGCCUGCCUGUACUGUCGCUCUCUCUCUCUCUCUCUCUCUCUCCUUCCCUCCUAGAUUUGGAGCGCUGAAAUUUGGAAAGUGCGCCUCAGACCCACUUUUGGUCAGCCUGAAGACUGUACAGAGACGGUUUUCCACUCCUCUCUCUUCCCUUCGAUCCCACUCUCAGUCACUCUCUCACUCGCUCGCUCUCUCACUGCAGAAGCACAUGGACUACAUUUUCUCCAGAGAGACAGAGAAAGAAGCAAAACAAAAAUAACAUUUGUUCCACCUGCCAUUGGUGAAAAUAUUAAAAUAGUUCUGUUUUUGGACAAACUCGGACCAGCUUUCAAACCAGCGGCAUUGCAACGUUUAUUUAUAUAUAUUUUUAUUCUCUUUUGUUCCUUUGAAAUUGACUGAUCUGAUACCAUCCUAAUUUCUCCGGGAGACAUGUGUGGCUGAAGGAGAAGAGGAGCCAGAGACCAACCUGAAAUUAACACCUCGUUGACACCCUCUCACAUCCCGUUCCUCCAUCUACCAUUCAACGUUUUGAGGAGAGAAAAAAGUUGCUAGCAGCUAAACAGAUGACCAUGCUGUUGGCUCCUGUCUGUGUGCUGCUGCUGCUGGGGGGCCGUGUCCUUGGAGGAGGCUACCCCCCCAUGCCCCAGAUGAAGUACAUGCAGCCCAUGAUGAAGGGCCCUGUGGGACCUCCCUUCCGAGAGGGCAAGGGACAGUACCUCGACAUGCCACCCAUGAUGGAGGUAAAGGGCGAGCCAGGGCCCCAAGGAAAACCUGGACCUAGAGGCCCAACUGGGCCCUCAGGACUUCCGGGAAAACCAGGGCUGGGGAAACCAGGUCUCAAUGGCCAGCCUGGCCUUCAGGGGCCUCCAGGCUUUCCGGGCAUUGGGAAGCCAGGACUUCCGGGUCUCCCAGGAAAAGGGGGAAUUAAGGGGAUGCCUGGGAAUAAUGGCGAGGUUGGACUUCGGGGUGAACCAGGUCCCAGAGGACUUCCAGGUCAACCAGGUCUCCCCGGCCCAGCUGGCCUGUCUCUUAAUGGCAAACCUGGCCUUCCAGGUGGGAGUGGCCAACCUGGGUCUCGUGGAGAACCAGGACAGAAAGGUGGGCCUGGAAAUCCUGGGGAGCGUGGAUUCAAGGGAGAGAAUGGCAAUGGGAAUCCUGGAUUGCCAGGAACCAGGGGCCCCAAUGGGCUCAGGGGCCCCCCAGGGCCAACUGGUAAUCAGGGAAUGGGAAAACCAGGACUUGACGGCCUUCCUGGUCCUUCUGGGCCUAAAGGGGACCAGGGGCUCCCAGGAGGAAUAGGAGAGCCAGGGAAGGCUGGAGGUCCAGGGCUGCAAGGCCAGCCAGGAUCCGUUGGAUUGGGCAAGCCUGGUAAUGAUGGAUUGCCUGGAAGACCCGGUCCACUUGGGCCUAAAGGUGAGCCAGGACAGAGGGGUUCUCCAGGAUUACAUGGAGGUCCUGGCUAUGGCAAACCUGGUCUACCAGGGACAAAGGGAGACAAGGGCCUUUUCGGGGGACCAGGCGUCCCUGGAGAUAAGGGAGAGCCUGGGAUGGCUGGACAGCCAGGAGACAUGGGCCCAGAUGGACAACCAGGACCACCAGGAAUACAGGGCCCCAUGGGGCUUUCAGGAAAACACGGCAUGCCUGGCCUGAAGGGAGAGUUGGGUCCACAGGGGCAUCCAGGUCUGCCAGGGAUCAGAGGGGACCAGGGUCCUGGUGGUAUGUCUGGAAAACCAGGCAUUCCUGGAGACAAAGGGCUCCCGGGUCCUAACGGGGCUAUCGGAAAACCUGGGCCCAAAGGCGAGGCAGGGCACAUAGGCCUACCAGGAAAUCCAGGUCUGUUAGGCAAUCCUGGACCAAAAGGGGAGCUUGGGUUUGUUGGGUCUCCAGGACCAAGAGGCCAGUCUGGAAUCCCCGGUCUGCAGGGGCCUUCAGGGCCAAUGGGGCCACAGGGUAUCCCAGGUCUGAAGGGCGAACCUGGGCUGCCGGGUCUUCCAGGUCUGGGCAAGCUCGGAGAAAAAGGAAUUCCAGGUCCCCAAGGUCCCCCAGGAAAGCCCGGCAACUCUGGACUCAACGGCAACCCCGGCCCUCCAGGGCCACCCGGGCCCCCUGGCCCUGCAGGAAACGGACAAACCGGGGUGGCUGGGCUAACGGAUUCAGGGCUGGGUGGGGACGAGGUACCAGACGGGAGGAACGGAAAACCACAGUUUGGCCGUGCAGAUCUCUCCGCCACCCUGGCGCCCGCGUUUACCGCCAUCCUCACCACAGCCUUCCCUCCCUCUGGGACGCCCAUCAAGUUCGACAGGACCCUGUACAACGGGCAGAAUGCCUACAACCCUGCCACCGGUAUCUUCACCAGCCCCAUGUCUGGCGUCUACUACUUUGCCUACCACGUGCACGUAAAGGGAUUCAGUCUGUGGGUGGCACUGUACAAGAACUAUGUUCCAGCCACAUACACCUACGACGAGUACAAGAAGGGCUACAUGGACCAGGCGUCCGGUAGUGCCGUCCUUGAGCUGAAGGAGAACGACCAGGUGUGGAUGCAGAUGCCCUCGGAUCAGGCUAACGGGCUCUACUCCACCGAAUACAUCCACUCGUCCUUCUCAGGGUUCCUGCUCUGUCCCACAUAAUGGCCUGCUAGUCAACUAUCACCUAGGGUGCCUUCUGAUGUCCCUGCAUCAAAACACCGGCAGCCAGAAUAACACCACCUGUAUAAUGUUAUCAUCAACAACAUCAACAACGACAGGAAAAGACGUUGUGAACGGAAGAUGGAGAAUUAAAAAGCAGGAGAAGGAUACUUCAUGCUGUGCUCUGUUUUUAUCUCUUUCUUUAAAAUGUCUGUUUUUUUAUUUUUACGUGUUUGUUUUUUUAGCUUAUAUUAUUAUAAUUAUUAUUAUUGUCAUAAUUGUUAUUAUUAUUUUGUCAUCGUUGUCUGUAUUGUUGUCGUUUAUUGGAUUCGGACUAUUAAGUGCCUUACUUUGUCUAAGUAACAGUUAUUAUGCUGCGUUCAUAACUAUUUGGGAAGGUGGUAAAUACCAUUUGGAUGCAAUCACGUUCUUUGAGCUCAUUGAGAAACGCCGAUUAGCUAACAGCUACCGUGCUUGUAAAAUAUUAUAGUGUUUAAAAACCAUAUUAAUAGCUUGCUUUUUAUAAAUAAUGUUUUGUUGUUGCAUUUAACUGUCAUAAAUACUGUUAUAAUUUCCUUAGUAGGUGACGUUGGAAGUCAGCAUGUGGGAGAAGUCGGAGCUCAGCGAUGAUAGACGAGUUUCCCACUAGUAAUUACCAGUUAGAGGAGCCUUAAAGUGUUUUUUUAUCCAGUCGUAUGUGGUAAAUACCACCUUCCCACUUGGUUAUGAAUGCAGCAUUAGACCUACCCAUGUGACUGCACAUCCUACCCAAAUGCUCUGACAUCAGUAGGAUGAAAUCGUCAGACCCUGGGGCUCUGAUUGGUUCCCCUGGCUGCAGUCACUUCCUGCACAAAAACCUCCCAUUUUCUUCUGUGUGCGCGUCCUUCCUAUUUAAAUCAAUAUUUCACAUAAAGAUGUACCAUUACACAUACAGUAUGAAGAGUAUAUUCAAUAAACAAUUCCUUACGUGAAAUAAUAUCCAAUACUUUUCACUUUACUUAAAAAAAUGUUUUUUAAAUACCUGUUAUAGGGAUCGAUGGAUCAUUGUUUAUCAGUAUGCUCUGAUGUUUUGACAGUCAACUUCUAGUUGUCUGUUGGGUGCUAAUUUUCUGGUUUUGGAUCAUGGCUAUGACUUGAUCAAUAAGAAGUCAUUGCUAGUCAUUCUAGAAGGUGACAGUUUUGGAUCAUGGCUAUGACUUGACCAAUAAGAAGUCAUUGCUGGUCAUUCUAGAAGGUGACGGUUUUGGAUCAUGGCUAUGACUUGACCAAUAAGAAGUCAUUGCUGGUCAUUCUAGAAGGUGACGGUUUUGGAUCAUGGCUAUGACUUGACCAAUAAGAAGUCAUUGCUCUAUCCAACUUGUGUAAGAUCCACACAAAGCAGGGGACACAUAGAGACAGCAGUAUUAAACAUCCAAGAGUAACCAUGCUUUCCCACGUUUUCCUCUUCUUUGAAAAAGCAUCAAUAGUAACCAGUAACCUAAAGAAUUAUAAAUACUGUAUAUAGAACACAUUAAAUAGACAAAUAAAUCUAUGAAUAAAUGUGUAAGUUAAUCAUUAUAUUAAUAAAUACAUUAUGCGUCAGCUAAUAGACAGAAAUUGUGGGCCAAAUGCGUUCGGAUCAAUGUCAUGUUUCCCUGCAUCGAUCCAUUCUGCAUCGAUCCAUUCCAUUCUGGGUAUUCCCAUUUACUACCUGCAUUGCAGCUCCCAUGUCACCCUCAUUGCGUGCUCUAUGGCACACACAUAUUGAUGACAUCACUGCUUCUUGUGUCCGCUAACGCCAUGGCUGCGGCCGAGCAAUCAAUGCCCUAGUACCUUUCACAUUAACAUUUAGAGUGAACGUUCUGAGGUAUAGCUCACAUUAAAAGCCUCAUUCUGUCUACAAACUACAAAGCACAUCACAACUACAAAUCACAUUAACAACUGGCUAAAGGCCAUCCAACCUGUUUCUACAGAGUAACCCUUUCAAGGUUCAGAUGAAACCCAAUGGGUGCAUUGGGUGCAGUUCAAAUGAUCUUACACAACGCUCCCAGUAUUUGGUGCUAUAGUUAUCUCAUUGUAAUGAUAAAUGUACAGUAACAAUGUAUAAUCCUCCAUAAGCCUCAGUAUAACAUAAAGGCUAUACAUUCAUUUUCCACCUAAAGAUACAUCCACAACUAAAAUGGUUUGUCCAUUGCUUGGUUAAAUGGAACAUCUGAUGUUGCCACAGUAUAGUCCUCGUGGAAGUCUUGUGACAGGAUAUGAAAGAAGGUUAACUUUUGGAAAUGACCAUACAUGAAUCUCCAUAAUAAGUCAUGAGAGAGAGAGAGAGAGAGAGAGAGAGAGAGAGAGAGAGAGAAAGAGAGAGAGAGAGAGAGAAAAAGAGAGAGAGAGAAAGAGAGAGACUGACAGAGAGGGAGGGAGGGAGGGAGAGAGAGAGAGAGAGAGAAAGACUGACAGAGAGGGAGGGAGGGAGUGAGAGAGAGACCCUGUGGUUGUGAAAUUGUUCUUGCAUAACAGUUAACAUGGCUCUGUUAUUUCUGGGAGAAACGGUGGGACAAGGGUGAGAAGGGUGUUUGCUGUGUGAGUUCUCCUAGUGCAGUACAGUGUUUCUGUCUGUAUCUAUUUUUAACUUCCAGCCGUUAACGCUUUACCUGGGUGAAAGAUGAACUGCAGAGACCAUGGAACAUGCUUUCUGAGUCAUGCACUUCUAGUUAAUACUCCACCACAGUUUUGAAUUGAAGAUCUGAUGUGGUUCAAAUAGGACAUGUGUGUCAUCGUGAAGGUUACCUAAAUGCACAUGUAUGGUCCUAUAGCUUGGUCAAUGUCGCAAAGAGAAAAAUUUGGUUUGGUAGUAGUAGUGGGCUACACAUCAUGCAAAGAGGAGAAACGUCAAAUAGACACGUGGGAAAUUUAUUCAAAGUAAGACGACAGUAAUGUUGGAAUAAAAACAUGAAGGUUUAUCGUGAAGACCUUAAUUUUCCAGUGACCUUGGGCUCAAGGUUAUAUCAUACAGUAUAUCACACUCCCUUGCUGUAAGUUCAAUGUAGGGGCAUCAUAUAGUAUGUUUCCAUCAUUAGAUAUAUUUACUAUUGGUCAUCAAUGGUGAUAAUACACCAUUUAGACUGCCCUGAUGCUAUUCAUGGUGGAUAUAGCAGAAUGGUAGGUAGCACCCAUUUAUUUUCCUAGAUUUUGAGUUCUCUUUCUGUAACAAUACCCAAGAGUAGAAGUUGUAUUCAGAUUGAGAACCUGAGGCCAACAUUCAUUCACAAUGGUUAUCCAGGUUCCUGCGGUAAAUAAGAAGAAUAAUGAAUGUAGGGAUAUUGCUCUGUUGUCUGCAUAUUAAUACACUUGCUGUAUAGCUGUGUCUAAAGAAUGAUGUUUUUGAAAUGUUCUGGAGAAACGGUCAUCGGUUUUGACUGAGUUGAGCCUCGUGUCUCACGUUCAGUGUUUUAGGUUUAUCCAAUGCACUCUCACUAGUCUCGGUGCCCCUAAUCCUCUCAUCAGAACCUGAACAUCCUUAAGCAAAGUUUGUGUCUCAUUACUGUUGUGUAAGUCUACUAGACAAUUCAAGACUUGUUCUUGUUAUGUACUGUAUAUCAGACAUUCGGAAAGCCAUUUUUGAGUGGUGUGGUCGGACAGACUGUUACUCUCCUUUUGUCUAUUCCUUGUCAUAGACAAUGUCACUUGGUUUCAGAGAUUGCAGUGUGUGCAAAUAAUUUUUCCCAAAUGUACUGCCUUGAUCAUAAACUGAUUAGACUUGUUUUCUAUUCAAUGAUUAAAAAAACUAUAAAAAAUACGCCUUGCUUCGGUUUUAAGGGAUAUUUGUUUGUUAUAGUUUGGAGAUAGAUAGAAAUAAGAUGGAUACAAAUGGGCAUUUUAAUUUGCACAUGACCUUAAUGAAGAUGUCUUUAUACAUCUGUGAUAAUUUAACAGUAACGCCAAAACCGCCCACCGAAGCCUAGAUGGCAUAAAUGGUAUUUAACAGCAUUGAACGAGAUCAUUUAGAACACCUAGUUAGCAUUCUAGCAUUGUUCAUGAAGGAUUCUUUUUGUGGAUUUAAAAAAAAUGUGUAAUGUACAAUGUAUCAACCUAUAGGAUUUUUUUUGUCUUAUACAUGGCUAUUGUGUGCCCUCUAUGAAAUAUGGGUAUAAAAUGCACUCUUUUUGAUUGAAAAUGUUUUGUCUGCUUAUACAAAAUCUACAGUACUUAAUUGUAUUGAUGCCAAAUCAAUAAAUACUUUAUUGUA